Messenger RNA from Patiria miniata (bat star), 1596 nucleotides. RefSeq lists its product as uncharacterized. NCBI's taxonomy places the organism in Eukaryota, Metazoa, Echinodermata, Asteroidea, Valvatida, Asterinidae. The record is from RefSeq and is a predicted model, not a curated record.
ACAGCAAAAGUGAUGGUGGUCCAUUCUUCACCGAGUGGAUCAUGAAGCCAUUAGCUCAUCUCUUCAUUGGGAGAAUCUUGUCCAACAUGGCAGUCAUGGAGAAUUAUCUGAUCAAUGAAUGUCAAGAUAUCAACUUCACCAUCAUCAGACCAUCAGGACUACAGGACAAGCCAGUCUCAGAUAAGGAGUACCUGACAGAGGAGCUACAAUAUGUCACGAAUGGCGCGGGACGUAUAUCACGAGCUGACGUUGCUAGAUUUAUGCUGAACGCACUGGACACGUCUGAUUAUGAUAAAAAAGCAGUGGCAAUUGCUAUCAAACCUUAAGAUGAAAAUGAAAGGUACAUGACUGUAAGAAAUAAUAUUUUUUUACACUGUCAAUGUAUAAAAAAAAGUCUUUUAAGUUUUAUGGUUUUAAAUUUAGCAUUGCCCAAACAGAGAUAUUUUUCAUAGGAAUUAAUUUUAAACGUAUUGUUAGUGUUGCAAGAACACAGACAUUGCCUUAUGGGCUCCGAGCACAAAUACCGUACACCUUCAGCGGCCAGAAAAGGAGAGUUGGGGGAGACCUAGACUGAUUCCCGGUCCAUUCACUGCGUAUUUUGAAUGAUCCAAAGUUAUCAGGGGCAGGAUUAGUCUGGGAGACCAUCGCAAGUUAAAAUUGAACGUAUUCGAGCGCCGACGAUGCGCGACGCUCAUGCGAAGACGAUGGGGCUUAUAGGUCUUGCACAUUCAGGCAGUCGUGCAUACUUUGCACGCGAACCAUUACAGUACAGCUCAUGCUUCGUUUUUAUCCACGGGGCUCUCAAAAGUGGUAAAAAGCGCCCUCUUUUGUUGGCGCACGGAGCCCAUAGAAGCCGCCAGCUCAUUGCUGAUAACUGAGGUAGUAGAAUGCCAGGUUAUUGUCCAGAUUGCAGGUCGAAAUUGCUUCAGUCAGUGUUCUUUGUCAUUCCUAAAAUCUAAUUAUAAAACUUGUCAGAAAAUCCCCUCGCCCCCUUUUGAUUUUUCAGAGGGCAGGUCUUUGUGGAAAAAAAUCUGACAUCCGCUGGUGCUUGUUUUAACUACAUUUCAUUCAUUUACCCGUCAAUCAGAGAAUUAUAAAUUAACAUUCAUUUGCCAGUAAUGUAUUUAUUAAAUUUAUAAACUGUUCAAAAGAAAGUGAUUGUUUUUCAAGUAUUCUAAGUGUUUACUUACAGAAGAUGAUUAGAGAAUACUCCGUGAAACAACAAAUUUAAAUUAUGGCUUUAUUUCUAUAAGAAAAAAUUUAUUCAAUCAAGUUUGUAUUUAUUCCAUGAUUUGUUUCUUGAUAUGAUCUGAUGAUUUGAGUUUUCUACUAACUGAGGAUAGCAUAUUUUAUACCUUCAAGAUUUUAUUUUCCUUUUUUUUUUUGAUCAGUUAUAAUGUGAAGGACGUGGAAUAAAAAAUUAAUAUAUUGAAUGAAUUUAGUUUCAUUGGAGAAAUUGGUUAGGAAAACAAUAAAAGUAAGAUUUUAAAUGUAAUUAUUUUUUUAGUAAAAGUAUAUUCUAAUGAACGUUAUGAUAAUUUGUAAAUGCUUGAUAUUAUAAAAUGGAUCCAUCAAGCUUGUUUUAAAUUAAAAAGA